Molecule: messenger RNA, 1611 nt
Organism: Cyphellophora attinorum
Lineage: Eukaryota; Fungi; Ascomycota; Eurotiomycetes; Chaetothyriales; Cyphellophoraceae
Product: Cytochrome 98A9
Exons: 6
Coding region: 1-1611 (536 amino acids)
Molecular function (GO): heme binding; oxidoreductase activity, acting on paired donors, with incorporation or reduction of molecular oxygen; iron ion binding
Source: RefSeq, a predicted model, not a curated record
AUGGGGCUGUUGAUGUUGGCUCCUGUCAUCUUGACGGUUGGCUUCUUGAUCUACUCCAUUGCUCGUAUAGGAAGAAGAGGUCGAAACUUCCCUGAUGGCCCACCUACAUUGCCAAUCGUCGGUAACUUGCAUCAGAUGCCUUUGAAUAAGCCAUAUUUGCAGUUUACAGAAUGGGCUAAGCAGUAUGGAGGGAUGUACAGUCUGAAGCUGGGUCCUGGGACCGCUGUCGUCCUCACGGAUAGACGCAUUAUCAAAGAGCUCAUGGACAAGAAGGCAUCGGCCUCGAGCAAUCGGCCCGUGUCCUUGGUCACGCAGCAUCUCAUCACCGAGGGAGACCACAUGCUCAUGAUGGACAACUCCCCGAGGUGGCGCAUGAUGCGUAGACUGAUCCAUCAAGACUUGACAGAGUCCCUCUGCGAUCGGGAGCACAGCAAGAUUCACCAAGCUGAAAGUGUCCAACUUCUCUACGAUGUCCUGUAUUCAUCCGAUGAAUGGGUACAGCACCUCAAAAGAUUCAGCAACAGCAUAAUCAUGAGUAUCGUGUACGGAAUCCGAUCACCGUCAACUGACGCACCGUGGACCAAGGGACUGAACGACAUCGUCGAGCUGUGGGCUAGGAUUACCGAAUUUGGAGCCACUCCGCCUGUUGAUUUGUUUCCAUUUCUGAAAUUGGUUCCUCAAAGAUUCCUCGGAAACUGGGUAAGCCGCUCAAAGACUGUUCAUGACAAGGUACACGCCCUUUAUGGAGGUCUACUCGAAUCUGUGAAAGAAAGACGAAGGACGACCGGGCCAGUGGACUGCAUCGCGGACCGAUUAUUGGAACAAGAGGAGAAACACGGUCUCUCGGACCACAACGUCAUGCUUCUGGCUGGUGUCACACUCAAGGGGGGCUCAGACACCUCCGCUUCGACCCUGACUUCCUGGAUGCAAGCGAUGGUCCUCUACCCCGAAGUACAGAAGAAGGCCCAGGCCGAGAUAGACGCCGUCGUGGGAGACAAGCGAAUACCGACGUGGUCCGACUAUAAAGACAUGCCCUAUCUCGCCACCAUGGUCAAGGAAGCGAUGAGAUGGAGACCAACGGCACCACUGGGAUUCCCCCAUGCACUAUCAGAAGAUCAAUGGAUCGACGGGAAGUUCCUUCCCAAAGGAACAGUGUUGUUCGUGAACGUCUACGGUUUACAUCAAGACGAAACCAAGUUUCCGAACCCCAACACCUUUGAUCCCGAUCACUAUAAGGGAAGGACAUUACUAGCGGCAGAGUACGCAAACUCUGCAGAUUACGAGAAUCGUGAUCACUAUGGAUUUGGCAAUGGUCGUCGACUGUGUCCGGGAAUACAUUUGGCUGAUCGAAAUCUCUGGCAUGCCAUAGCAAAACUACUUUGGGCCUUCAACAUUGAACCCAAGCUGGACACUGAAACGAACAAGCCGAUUCUACCUGACUCAAGCGUAGAGACAGGUUACAGAGAGGGUCUGACCAUGUGCCCGUAUGACUUCCCGGCGAAGAUCACCGUCCGGUCCGAUUCAAGACGACAACUGAUCUUGAAGGAGUAUGCGGACGCGAAAGCAGACUUCUUUCCCAAGUAUGAAAAAGUUGCUCUGUUCGAGCGGUGA